AUGACUGAUGACUGUACCAGGAACUCAGAGGAACAUCUGAUAUCUUCUGAUUUUAAAGUAGAGGUUUGUGGUAUCACACAAGAUACAUAUAAAGAACAUGCGAAUAUCCAAGAUAUAUCCUCAUCUAUUCACAAGAAAAAUGUAUCAUCUGAUCCUUUUAAACAGGUCCAAUCUUCUAAAUCGUCACAGACUAUAACACAAAAUAAAAGUCACAUAAAAAUCACAAAGUCACAAAGUAGUGAAAGUCAAACAGCUCACUUAAGAGAGAAGCCAUUUUUAUGUGUAGAAUGUGGAAAAUGUUAUAGUUAUGAAUUGGAACUUGUUACACAUCAGAGAAUUCACACAGGGGAGAAGCCAUAUUCAUGUUCAGAAUGUGGGAAAUGUUUCGCUAGAAAACCGAAUCUUGUUAAACAUAAGAGAGUUCACACAGGGGAGAAGCCAUAUUCAUGUUCAGAAUGUGGAAAAUGCUUUGCUGAAAAACAACAUCUGGUUAGACAUCAAAUAACUCAUACAGGGGAGAAGCCAUUUUCAUGUUCAGAAUGUGGGAGAUAUUAUAGAUAUAAACAGGAACUUGUUAGACAUCAAAGAAUGCACACAGGGGAGAAGCCAUUCUCAUGUUCAGAAUGUGGGAAAUGUUUUGCUUUAAAAAAAUAUCUUAUUACACAUCAAAGAAAUCACAAAGGGGAGAAGCCAUUUUCAUGUUCAGAAUGUGGAAAAUGCUUUGCUGGAAAACAAUAUCUGACUAGACAUCAAAUAACUCAUACAGGGGAGAAGCCAUUUUCAUGUUCAGAAUGUGGGAGAUAUUAUAGAUAUGAACGGGAACUUGUUAGACAUCAAAGAAUGCACACAGGGGAGAAGCCAUUCUCAUGUUCAGAAUGUGGGAAAUGUUUUGCUUUAAAAAAAUAUCUUGUUGCACAUCAAAAAAUUCACACAGGGGAGAAGCCAUUUUCAUGUUCAGAAUGUGAAAAAUGCUUUGCUGGAAAGCAACAUCUGGUUAGACAUCAAAGAACUCAUACAGGGGAGAAGCCAUUUUCAUGUUCAGAAUGUGGGAGAUAUUAUAGAUAUGAACAGGAACUUGUUAGACAUCAAAGAAUGCACACAGGGGAGAAGCCAUUUUCAUGUUCAGAAUGUGGGAAAUGUUUUAGUGAUAAAUCCGCUCUUGUUACACAUCAGAGAAGUCACACAGGGGAGAAGCCGUUUUCAUGUUUAGAAUGUGGAAAAUCUUUUCGUGACAAAUCAUCUCUUGUUACUCAUCGGAGAAUUCACACAGGGGAGAAGCCAUUUUCAUGUUCAGAAUGUGGGAAAUGCUUUAGUGAUAAAUCAGCUCUUGUUACACAUCAGAGAAUUCACACAGGGGAGAAGCCAUUUUCAUGUUCAGAAUGUGGAAAAUGUUUUAGUGAUAGAACAGCUUUCUUUAUACAUCAGAGAAUUCACACAGGGGAGAAGCCAUUUUUAUGUUCAGAAUGUGGGAAAUGUUUUAGUGAUAAAUCCGCUCUUGUUACACAUCAGAGAAUUCACACAGGGGAGAAGGCGUUUUCAUGUUCAGAAUGUGGAAAAUCUUUUCGUGAGAAAUCAUCUCUUGUUACUCAUCGGAGAAUUCACACAGGGGAGAAGCCAUUUUCAUGUUCAGAAUGUGGGAAAUGCUUUAGUGAUAAAUCAGCUCUUGUUGUACAUCAGAGAAUUCACACAGGGGAGAAGCCAUUUUCAUGUUCAGAAUGUGGGAAAUGUUUUCAGCAAAAAUCAUCUCUUGUUAAACAUCAGAGAAUUCACACAGGGGAAAAGCCAUUUUCAUGUUCAGAAUGUGGGAAAUGUUUUCAGCAAAAAUCAUCUCUUGUUAAACAUCAGAGAAUUCACACAGGGGAAAAGCCAUUUUCAUGUUCAGAAUGUGGGAAAUGUUUUCAGCAAAAAUCAUCUCUUGUUACACAUCAGAAAACUCACAUAGGAGAGAAGCCAUCUUCAUGUUCAGCCCGUUAGUGACUUUCCAUACAUGUUUUUACAGCAGUCAAUAACUGGCUUUAAUCUAACAGAAUACUCCUUUUGACAUUGCUGCAUCAGAAUGAAAUAGCACUGAUGGGCAGUAAAAUGGGACCUUGCUUUCAGCUACCAAAUGUAUAUGGGUGCAUAGAGCAAUGAUCUCCUGUAUUGAAUGAGUGCCGGUGAUCAACAAUAAAAUAUGGGUAAAGGUGUCCUUUUUUUUUCUAAAUCUUAAAAAUCUUUAAUCACCUUUAUCUCCUAUUUAUGUCUUGAGGAGAUAAAGAAUCAGAAGAGAAGGCCUCCUAAUAGUCUUCUCUAUAGGAGCAGUACUGAGAGGCUAUAAGACAAUCACAAAUUGAAAUAUUGUGUACUGGAAAUAAAUACAGAUGGGAGUAUAUAGCAGCAUGUGAUAGUAUAUUUCAUUAAUUGGAAAUCAGUUUUUUAGAUAAACCCUUGUAACAAACAUGAGGAUCAGAUGAGGAAAUGUCUCUUCUCUGUUUUCGUGUCUCAUAACUUGUUACCAAUGACUACUAAAGUUUUUCUUUUA
Molecule: messenger RNA, 2521 nt
Organism: Bufo bufo (common toad)
Lineage: Eukaryota; Metazoa; Chordata; Amphibia; Anura; Bufonidae
Product: gastrula zinc finger protein XlCGF26.1-like
Exons: 2
Coding region: 1-1974 (657 amino acids)
Source: RefSeq, a predicted model, not a curated record